Messenger RNA from Mercurialis annua (annual mercury), 1818 nucleotides. RefSeq lists its product as uncharacterized. NCBI's taxonomy places the organism in Eukaryota, Viridiplantae, Streptophyta, Magnoliopsida, Malpighiales, Euphorbiaceae. The record is from RefSeq and is a predicted model, not a curated record. Gene Ontology annotation, molecular function: undecaprenyldiphospho-muramoylpentapeptide beta-N-acetylglucosaminyltransferase activity. Gene Ontology annotation, biological process: carbohydrate metabolic process. Bases 141 to 1484 code for a protein of 447 amino acids. The transcript is spliced from 5 exons.
UCCGUAUUCUUAAUUAUGUAUGUGGGCUCAUGGGUGUCUGAAAACUUCUCGUCGGAGUGUUAGUAGCUGCAGCUCUCAUCAUCUCCCUUCUUUCCACUAAACCCAAACAUCGCUAAUGCCCUCAACCAUCAUCUUCUCCAAUGCCAACCACUAUCCGCCACCACUACAACCACCGUCUCCUCCUACCCCGCCGCCUCUCUCCCUUCCCACAACUACCCACCUCCCCGUAUCACCCUCCUCACCUCUCUUUCCCUUCCAAACUCAACAUCCUCUGUUGCCUAUCAAUACACCACCCGAACCCCAACCAAACCUCCACCUCCACCACCGCCACUGACACCACCCAUCUCCGAGUAGUAUUCGCCGCCGGCGGAACCGGAGGACACAUAAUCCCAGCAGUAGCAAUAGCUGAUGAACUCAGAUCAUCAAACCCCAACACGCAAAUCCUCUUCAUAGGAUCACCCAACAGCAUGGAGUCCACCGCCAUCCCAUCAGCCGGCUAUAAUUUCUCCCCACUCCCACCGUUUAAUCUCCACCGCCCACUAUUCUCCCUUCAAAAUCUUUCACUUCCAUUUCACUUACUCCAAUCAAUCAUCCACACCUUCAAAUUACUUCAACAAUUCAAGCCUGAUAUAGUCAUAGGAACUGGUGGGUAUGUUUCAUUUCCCACUUGUGUUGCAGCUUUACUUGCAAGAAUCAAGCUUGUUGUUCAAGAACAAAGCUCGGUUCCCGGCAUUGCGAACUCGGUUCUUUCGGGUUUUUCUGAGGUUGUUUUUGUUGCUUAUAAUUCUACAGUUGAGUGUUUUUCCAAGAAAUGUAAGUGUGUUGUUAGUGGGAAUCCUAUAAGGUUGUCUUUGAGGCAGUUUGUGUCUAAGGCUGUGGCUAGGAAAGAGUUUUUUCCUAUGUCUGGUGGGAAACAAGGGAAAAAAGUGAUCUUGGUUCUUGGUGGGUCUUAUGGGGCUAAUACUAUUAAUGUAGCUUUGUUGUAUAUUUAUAAUAAAAUGUUGGUUCAGCAUAAGAAUUGGUUUAUUAUUUGGCAAACUGGAGUUGAGGCUUAUAAUGAGAUGGAAAGCGUUGUUCGGAUUCAUCCGCAUUUGGUUUUGACUCCGUUUUUGCAUUCAAUGGAUUUGGCUUACGCUGCUGCAGACCUUGUUGUCUCUAGAGCAGGUGCAAUGACGUGCUCUGAGAUUUUAGCUACUGGGAAACCUGCUAUUCUGAUACCAUCUCCAAAUACUGAAGAAGGACACCAAGUAAGAAAUGCUUCUCUUCUGGCAGAUGUAGCAGGUUCAAGGAUUAUAAUCGAAGACGAGCUAGAUUCGACUACUCUGGAAACCACAAUUGAAGAGAUAUUGGGAGAUGAAAUUUUGAUGGCAGAUAUGUCGGAAAGGGCAAUAAAAGCUGCAAAGCCGGAUGCCUCUGCAGAAAUCGUGCGCCAUAUUCUUUCACUGGUUGAGACAUCAAAGGCAAAGAAUAGCAACUUUAGUUGAUAAACAAAGAAAUAAAGGCUCCAUUGUUUGAUCGAAGCUGAGAAUGUGUGCCUCCUAGCCAUUUCAAUAAGGCUAGAAUCAUGCAUAGAACUGCUUUAUUUCUACUCUGGUUGCAAAUAAGCUAGAUAGAUAGUCAAUUAGUCAUAUAUUUUCCAAUAAUAAUAUCCUGAUUAAUCAAGUCAUAUACUUUUUAAUAAUAAGAUCCUGAUUGUAGCCUAUCCUUUUUGUAUCCAUUUUUCAAGGCUCCGACUGUUUGCAUUCCCUGUAAAGCUAAUGGAGUAUAUUUUUGUGUGUCGGAAAAUUAAUAAUUAAUAAUUAUUUAAAUUGAGAGUUA